Molecule: messenger RNA, 2796 nt
Organism: Bipolaris sorokiniana ND90Pr
Lineage: Eukaryota; Fungi; Ascomycota; Dothideomycetes; Pleosporales; Pleosporaceae
Exons: 2
Coding region: 230-2446 (738 amino acids)
Source: RefSeq, a predicted model, not a curated record
CGCGGUACACGCAGGGUAGCAGCAGACUUUUAGUAUCUUCCUAGUGCUAUUCGAUAAAAGAAAGCUCAGCUGGCGCACGACAGUGAUAGCCGCCACAGACCUGUCGCAGUCACAGAACCGUACGGCUACUAGUCUUGCCGCCCUGCCCCGCGGGUCGAUCUACCCCUCUCUGGCGACCCACGCACCUCCCGUAUUCUCGAUCACCGUCUCCUUUCUCAACUACAACGCCAUGGUUUCCGUUUGCGUGACAUGCAAAGGCCUGCAGAAACACCCCCACGGGCUGAACGGCGCCCAGGAUAGCAGCAAAGAAUCCUUGGUUUGGGUCAACACCAGGCUACCAACGCUAAGGUCAAGUUCAAGUGCCUGUCGCGCAUGCGCACUUCUACUAAAUGGCAUUUUGCCAUAUUGCGACCGAUUCGCUGGCGUGAUCGAGGACAGGAUCCGAGUGACUGCCGAGUCAUUCAACCCCAAACCAGACAGGAACCUUCAGGAUCAUCUCUCAGUUGAGCUUCGAUGGAAGGACAACGAAGACCACGACGAAUGUCAAAACGAAAACCAUGAAAACGCCUCUGGCUACGCAGAUCUCAAAUUAGAGUUUUUCACAGAUGGAGAUGGUCAAUCUCCUUUCUCUGCCAUUGGAAGAGGUCGGCAACUAGUAGAGACUCCGUUGCAGAAUACUGGUUUGAUGAUAGCACGAAGUUUGAUAAAGAAUUGUCUAGACAACCACGCUACAUGCAGUCGCAGAAGUAAACCUACUACGCUACCAAAACGCAUAUUGGACUUGUCGGCAGGCGACGACCCCAAAACUCUGCGACUGCAUGAAAGUGAGUAUACUCAAGAAGAGAGAAGAUACGAACAUGGCGAAUACAUUGCCUUGAGUCAUGUUUGGGGAACGACCAAAGGCAUACCCAAGACAACUUUGGAAACAUUAGAGUCUCACAAAAAGUGUAUCCCGUGGUCAGUUCUACCCAGAACCUACCAGGAGGCAAUUUUUCUUACUCGAGCACUUGGUUUCCGGUGGUUGUUCAUCGACAGUCUUUGUCUCAUACAAGAUGACGUUCAUGAAAAGCUUGAGGAUUCGCUCCGGAUGGAUGAGAUCUUUGGAGACGCUUUCUUAACCAUUGCGGCAACGUCCGCAUCCGACAGUAGUAGCCACCCACUAUUUCCCCCCAAGACACAACCGCUCAAGAUCCAAGCAGCCGAUGCCAAAGGCUCAAUGCAUAAAAUUAACGUAAGAGAGCAGCCGAGCCACUACAGCUUCAAAGCACCUUCCAAUGGCAAUGCACACAUGAAUGAGUGGGAACUACCCUUCAACAUUACCGAAGAGGCAAAUGUGGACACACCCCUUCUAGUCCGUGCCUGGCCUUACACCGAACGCAUGCUAUCCACCCGUGUGCUACAUUUUACAAAAAGCGAAAUGAUACUCGAAUGCCGUCAAGGCUACCAAUGCGAAUGCGGGCGUAUCGAAGACAGCUCAUUUGACUCGCGACCUACUGAUCAGGUCAAGCAGGAGUUUGGCAAGGUCCUUGCGGAAAUUCUACAUCAACCGCAACAGAACAAUGGUAACAGCAACCUGGGCCACAACCGGAUGGACAGUGUCACUAACCAAUUAGCCUCUACCAAUCUUACGAAUGGCGCGCACCAAGAACUGUUGCGGAAACGCGAAGAAACGCUACAACUCUGGUCUUGCAUGAUUACAGAAUACACGGCAAGACACCUGACAUAUGACAGCGACCGCCUCAUCGCCGCAGCAAGUAUGGCAAAAGCAUUGUCGCCCACAUUGCAAUCAGGAUACAUUGCUGGACAAUGGACUUUCAGCACACUAGGACUACUCUGGUAUCCCAACGACAGCACCUGCUGCCGCCGCCCGCAACUCGGACAAGGCCAGAACGUCCCAAGCUGGUCCUGGGCUUCUGUCGAAGGCGCCCCAAUCUUUUUCGACAACACAAGCGCAAUGGAUCUUGCAUGCAGAGCAUCAUUUGGUCCAAAGGGCAAACGUGCAAGCGCCUGGUCCCCCAUCAUGGGCGAGCCGCUCGAACUAUCUGGCGCAAUGGCCACAGAAGUGGUGUUUCACACCUCCUCGAAACCCUCCUCACAACAACCGUACUCAUACAUGCUAGCCCGCAACGGAAUGACAGUCGAGUUCACACCCGAUGUUGUUCCGCCGCGCGACGAAGACGCACUGCAUGAUGGCGAGACGCUCGUCUGUGUCCUCGUGAGCAUGACGUUCCGCUCGUCAAUUGUCGGUGUUGUACUCAAGUCUUCGCCACAAGGAAACAACACGUAUCGCCGUGUUGGCCGCUUUGAAUGCUACGAGUGUACGCCUGAGGGUAUAGACGAGGAGAUGAGUGAGGAUGCCGAAGCGCUGUUUGAGCAUUGGUUCCCUGAGAUUCAGGAUAUGACGCAAUUGGAUAAUUAUCCGCAGCGGAAUUUUACGGUUGUGUGAGGGAUUCUAGAUUCGUGUGCUUGACUAAUUUUGGGGGGGAGGAAGUGUAGUAUGACUUUGUUUUUCGUUACGUGGUUUUUUGGUCUACUGCUUGGAGUGUGUGAGAAUGAGAUGUGGAGGAAUGACUCUUCUAUUCAGCCUCUUGUAUAUGUACGAUACCCAGACCUUACCUUUUUGGUCGGUUUCCAAAUAUGGUGGAAUCUUUUCUUUAUGAUGCUCUCUUUUGAUGAAUUGGGAAACAUGGAGUUGCAACUAGACUCGAUUAUCGAUUUGCUAUCGUAUGUCAAACUUUUCUGAUCGUACUGGGCUUCCAAGUCUUCUAGAAAUUUUACCUUGCGGUGAGCUAGAUG